GGCAGGGCGGAGCCGUCAAUGCGCAGGCGCGGCGUCGCCCACCCACUCCGGCCUAGCGGCUCUGGGCCUGCGGCGGUCGCUGAGGGUUGGAACCCGGGACGUGGUCGCGGGCGCGCAGCCAGCAGCUCCCGGCCCUUGCCCCCCGGGCCCUGAGUACCGGCCUCGCCCCGAAGGAGGUGCCCGAGGCCUCCGUCCCGGCGGCGAUGCUGCCCCGUCAGCUGCUGGCGCGGCCCGCGUGGUUGUUCCGGUGUCCCCCAGGGCCGCGCGGGGCCUGUGCCCCGGGAGCCGCGGGUUCUUGGGGUCGGCUGGUUGGCCCCCUGGCCCGCAGGGGCUGCUGCUCCGCCCCCGGGACCCCGGAGGUGCCGCUGACCCGGGAGCGCUACCCCGUGCGGCGCUUGCCGUUCUCCACGGUGUCUGAGCAGGACCUGGCCGCCUUUGAGCGCAUCGUGCCCGGCGGGGUCGUCACGGACCCGGAGGCGCUGCAGGCUCCCAACGUGGACUGGAUACGGACGCUGCGAGGCUCUAGCAAGGUGCUGCUGAGGCCACGGACCUCGGAGGAGGUGUCCCACAUCCUCAGGCACUGCCACGAGAGGAACCUGGCCGUGAACCCGCAGGGGGGCAACACAGGCAUGGUGGGUGGCAGCGUCCCCGUCUUUGACGAGAUCAUCCUCUCCACUGCCCGCAUGAACAAGGUCCUCAGCUUCCACAGUGUGUCUGGAAUUCUGGUUUGCCAGGCGGGCUGCGUCCUGGAGGAGCUGAGCCACUACGUGGAGGAACGGGACUUUAUCAUGCCGCUGGACUUAGGAGCCAAGGGCAGCUGCCACAUCGGGGGAAACGUGGCAACCAACGCCGGGGGCCUGCGGUUUCUUCGAUACGGCUCACUGCAUGGGACUGUCCUGGGCCUGGAAGUGGUGUUGGCCGACGGCACCAUCCUGGACUGCCUGACCUCCCUGAGGAAGGACAACACGGGCUAUGACCUGAAGCAGCUGUUCAUCGGGUCGGAGGGCACUUUGGGGGUCAUCACUGCAGUGUCCAUCCUGUGUCCACCCAAGCCCAGGGCUGUGAACGUGGCUUUCCUCGUCACCUGUGUGCCACCUGCCUGUGGUCCUGGGAGCCCGAGGCCAGCCCGGCUGCCGCAUCCUGCUCUUCCUGCCUCCAGGUCUCAGAGAGGAGUCAGUCGCCUCUUUGUGCCGCACCCACAUCUAAACCGUGUAGAACAGGCCCCUGUGAGGAUGGCCCUGGGGUCCCGCGUGCUCGUGGGCUCAGUCCGGCUCUGCAGGGCCCUCUGGUCAGCCCUGGCUCCUGCCCUCCUGCAGCUGGGGCGACUUCCCACGUGGCACUCUUGUCCCACUUCCUGGGGCUUCCCACCCACUCUGAGCAAGAUGCCAAGUCCCCACCGCCAGACCCUCCAACACCACCGACACCUGCAGCCACUGCCAGACCCUCCAACACCACCGACACCUGCAGCCACUGCCAGACCCUCCAACACCACCGACACCUGCAUCACCGCCAGACCCUCCAACACCACCGACACCUGCAGCCACCGCCAGACCCUCCAACACCACCGACACCUGCAGCCACCGCCAGACCCUCCCACACCACCGACACCUCCCACAGCCGGCCCUCUGUGCGUCUGCAGCCACACCCCAUCAUGGCGCUUGGGUCACAGACCUCGAGGUAUUCCUGUGUCACCCAGUGCAGGCUGUCCAGGCUUUGCUGAGGUUCUGCAGACCUUCAGCACCUGCAAGGGGAUGCUGGGCGAGAUCCUGUCUGCAUUCGAGUUCAUGGAUGCUGUGUGCAUGCAACUGGUCGGGCGUUAUCUCCACCUGGCCAGCCCGGUACAAGAGAGUCCAUUUUACGUCCUCAUCGAGACUUCAGGCUCCAACGCAGGCCAUGAUGCUGAGAAGCUGGGCAGCUUCCUGGAGCACGCACUGGGCUCCGGCCUGGUGACCGACGGGACCAUGGCCACCGACCAGACGAAAGUCAAGAUGCUGUGGGCCCUGAGGGAAAGGAUCGCAGAGGCGCUGAGCCGAGACGGCUACGUGUACAAGUACGACCUCUCCCUCCCGGUGGAGCGACUCUACGACAUCGUGACUGACGUGCGCGCCCGCCUUGGCCCACAUGCCAAGCACGUGGUGGGCUACGGCCACCUGGGAGAUGGUAACCUGCACCUCAACGUGACGGCAGAGGCCUUCAGCCCGUCGCUCCUGGGCGCCCUGGAGCCCCACGUGUACGAGUGGACGGCCAGACAGCAGGGCAGUGUCAGCGCAGAGCAUGGCGUGGGCUUCAGGAAGAGAGAUGUGCUGGGCUACAGCAAGCCACCCGAGGCCCUGCAGCUUAUGCAGCAGCUCAAGGCCCUGCUGGACCCCAAAGGCAUCCUCAACCCCUACAAGACGCUGCCCAGCCAGGCCUGACGGCCACUCCCACUGCUGCCAAGGCCCGCUGGGGGUCAGCGGAUGGCUCUCGGGCGGGAGCGUUGGCAGUGGCUCUGAGUGAUGAGCCGGCAGUGGGCGGGGGACCAGGCACCUAGUCAGAGGUACUGGGAGCCCGCACUGGGGAACUGCUGGACACAGGCCCUCGGGCAGGAGCAUCUGGCAGAGCAGGGAACUCGGCAGGCAGGCUCCCUCCUUUGCAGGGCGAGGUGGGGCCUCUGCGGCCAUCCUGGACAGGCCAGGGUGGAAGCGGGGCUGGGUCUCACUUGCCUGGUGGUGGUCCCUGGCUCCACCUUGCCUGCUGCAGCCUGGGGAGCUGGCACUGGGUGGUUCUUCCGCCUAUUUGCUGCUGGUUCCCCGGGCAGUGUGUGGGCAGCGGGGGACUGUGGGCAGGACCACGCGGGCCGUGAUUGUGGGUUGCCGAGAUGACCGGAGCGCUAUGGCUCUGCUGAAUGGAGCCAGGUCCCUCAGGCCGUGGACGCCCUCAGGAGGGGUGACUGUGGCUUGUGUCUGGGCCUGAGUGACAGGAACGUGUCAUUUCCCCCGUCUUCUAGAGGCUGCCAGCUGGGAAGACAGUUAUCAGGGCGAGCUGUGCUCUGAGUCUCAGGUUCUGCUUCUGUGAGGAACGUGGUGCUGUGGGCGAGGGCCCCGGCGCAGACAGGAGCCACUGCAGAGUGCGUUUCUGCUCGUCAGCUGCCCCGGGUAGCGGAUGGGCUGGGCGAUGCAGCUGGACGCGUAUCUCUUUCUGUCAUGAACGUCCAGUAAAAAAUCUGAAUUGGUUACAACCUUC
This is a messenger RNA of Cercocebus atys (sooty mangabey), 3222 nucleotides long. It is a transcript of the gene D2HGDH, whose product is annotated as D-2-hydroxyglutarate dehydrogenase. The transcript has 13 exons. The record is from RefSeq and is a predicted model, not a curated record. Gene Ontology annotation, molecular function: catalytic activity; FAD binding. The coding region runs from base 204 to 2414 and encodes 736 amino acids. NCBI's taxonomy places the organism in Eukaryota, Metazoa, Chordata, Mammalia, Primates, Cercopithecidae. Gene Ontology annotation, cellular component: mitochondrion.